AGCUGUCAUGUGAACGUAUUGUUAAUUCAACUAUCUGGUUCACAUUGACCAUCGUGAGCUUCUAGAGAGGCUGGCUCAGAACGUGUUUUGGCGCCUAUAUAUAUCACAUAACGGAAACGUUUCUUCAAUUAGUAUGACCUAUUCUACAACGCCCACUAAACUUAAAUCACUCUUUAGUAAAGCUCGUUCUUUUCUCCGACUCGCAACAACCACUUCCUCCGCUGCCACAGCCGCCGCUUCUCUUUCCACUUCCACCACCACCACCUCCGCCAUGGACGAUCUCUCCUCAUCCCUCAAGACCAAAGUUUGCAUCAUUGGUAGUGGCCCUGCCGCCCACACCGCUGCCAUCUACGCUGCCAGAGCUGAACUCAAACCCAUCCUCUUUGAAGGAUGGAUGGCCAAUGAUAUUGCCCCAGGCGGACAGCUCACCACCACCACUGACGUUGAAAACUUCCCUGGGUUCCCUGAUGGCAUUCUUGGCUUGGAAUUAAUGGACCGCUGUCGCAACCAAUCUCUCCGUUUUGGUACCAAGAUUUUCACCGAAACCGUCACCAAAGUCGAUUUCAAGUCCUUUCCUUUUAAAGUCUUUACAGAUUCCAAGUCUGUUUUGGCUGAUUCUGUAAUUGUUGCGACUGGUGCCGUCGCCAAAAGGUUGGAAUUUACCGGUUCAAGAGAUGGGCCGGGAGGGUUUUGGAAUCGGGGAAUUUCAGCGUGUGCGGUUUGUGAUGGAGCAGCCCCGAUAUUUCGGAACAAACCGUUGGCCGUGAUUGGAGGAGGUGAUUCAGCUAUGGAAGAAGCAAACUUUUUAACUAAGUAUGGAUCAAAAGUCUAUAUAAUUCAUAGGAGGGAUAGUUUUAGGGCUUCUAAGAUUAUGCAGAACAGGGCGCUUACAAACCCUAAGAUUGAUGUAAUUUGGAAUUCUGUAGUGGAGGAGGCUUAUGGAGAUGGAGAGAAGGGAGUAUUGGGUGGAUUGAAGUUAAAGAAUGUGAUGACUGGAGAAGUUUCUGAUUUGAAGGUAUCUGGGUUGUUCUUUGCCAUUGGACAUGAGCCUGCUACCAAGUUCUUGGAUGGCCAAUUGGAGCUUCAUUCAGAUGGUUAUGUUGUCACUAAACCAGGAACCACACAGACCAGUGUGCGUGGGGUUUUUGCUGCAGGAGAUGUUCAGGACAAGAAGUACAGGCAGGCUAUUACGGCUGCGGGCACUGGGUGCAUGGCAGCCUUGGAGGCCGAACAUUACUUGCAAGAGAUAGGAUCCCAGGAGGAUAAGAGUGAUUCUUCACUGUAGAUGUCCCAGGGGUAUGGAAGCUUCUCUGCCGACAAGCAAAGUUAAAGCUUUCUGUGGAGAAAUUGAAAUGUUGGAUUGUUAGUUGAUUUAUUAAGUAUUUGGAAAAAUGGAUUGGCAAUAUGUCUUGAGUAUGUUUUAGUACUACAUUUUAAAAUGUAAUCAGUGGAUGGAAUAGAACUUCAUCUUUUGUGUGUGUUUUCUUGGUUGACUGAGUUUGAGGGAUCGUGUAAUGCACCAGUAGUGAUAUUCAUCUUCA
Molecule: messenger RNA, 1541 nt
Organism: Pistacia vera
Lineage: Eukaryota; Viridiplantae; Streptophyta; Magnoliopsida; Sapindales; Anacardiaceae
Product: thioredoxin reductase 1, mitochondrial-like
Exons: 2
Coding region: 134-1285 (383 amino acids)
Biological process (GO): removal of superoxide radicals
Cellular component (GO): cytoplasm
Molecular function (GO): thioredoxin-disulfide reductase (NADPH) activity
Source: RefSeq, a predicted model, not a curated record